GACGAGCGCACGAAUGAUAUUACGGAUUGCACCAGUGUCGGUGUUCAGUCGAUCGCGCGAUGACGAUCGAGCCGCUGCUCGCUCGCUGGCUGUUGCCGUUGCUGACCGCCGGCUACGUUGCGGCUACUGCCACUGGCACCACCACCACCACCGCGGCGACCGUCAAGGCCUACGAGAACGACACUGUCUUGCUGCCAUGUCACGUCGAGGAUCUCGACAGUCUGCAAACUCGAGUACGGUGGUACCGCUCGAACGUGAUGAUAGCGGACAGCGACGAUCCGUCGGUGCAAGCAGCCACGUCACCACGUGUCAAGAUGUGGGAUAACCGGAGCUUGGAAUUGUUGCAAGUACGCCCGGAAGAUAGCGGCGAGUACAUAUGCCAAGCAACGAGACCCGAACCUUGGGGCCAUGUCACCCAGGUCCACGAGAUCCAGGUCAUGUAUCCAGCGAGCGCAAAACCAAUCCCGGAAACGGGCCAAAUCGAAGUUGCACUCGGCGAGGAGGCCGUGAUGACGUGUCUGUCCGAAGGUGUGCCCAAGCCCGUACUUGCAUGGAGCUUCCAAGGUGUGGAGCUGCCGGUCCUCGCGUCUGGCCAGAAGCUGAGGAUUCAUGCCACCAAUAGGAGCUUGGCUGGACUGUACACGUGCGAGGCGAGCAAUGGCGUGGGCGAACCCGCUAAGGCCAACAUUGAAUUGAAGAUUAAGCACAAGCCGGAAGUGUCGGCGCUGUCGCGGUGGGUGCACAGUGCGCCAGGCGUACGUGCUCAAUUGGAUUGUCUAGUAUUGGCGUUUCCCGAGGCCAAAAUAGAAUGGCUGUACGAGGGCGAGAAGUUGGCGCGCUCGCAACGAGCCUUGAGAUACAAGCAAGACCGGGGCGAGGCGCAACUGCACAGCUUGGUUAUACGUACGGUGCAGGAGCACGAUUUAGGCCAGUACACUUGCCGCGCCACCAAUGAAAUCGCCAGCGCCGAGGCUAAUAUCGAGUUGACGGCCCUGGCUAAGAUGCCAGUAUUGAAGAAGGAGUCGAGAAGUUCGUCCAGCAACAGCUACAACUUCAUCUGGGAAGUGGACAGUAACAGUCCCAUUGUCGAGUACCAGUUCUGGUUCCGACAGUUGGAUAGCCGCGAGGAGUGGCAUCGAUUGAUCAUCCCGAGCAGCGAAGAAGCGGCUGGACCGUUACAUGCUCACUCGUUCAAUCUGACCGGAUUACAGCCAUCCAUGAGAUACGAAGCUCUCGUGCUUGCGAGGAAUAAGUUUGGCCUGAGCAGCCCUUCCAAAAUCGUCAGGUUCUCUACUGGACAGGAUGCCCCCCCGGAAGAAGAGGCCUACAAGACGGACUACAAGUCGGGCUACGUCGUCGAGGGGAAGUUAGAAGACUCAGGUGAUCAAGUGACUCAGGACUCGCAUCGAUCCAAUGCGAAUUUAAAUGGUCGACCUGUCGAUGGUCACGUUCUUCUGUCAGUGUUGCUGUGUUUUACCAUCUGCAAGCUCAUCCAUACGCCAAGUUGAAGUCUUACUCUCUCGUUCUCCUCAUCGUUAUCCAUUUGCUCUGUAAAUCGGAAUCUUAUCAUGGAAACACAAUAAAUUUUCAUAUAUUUUUUA
Phymastichus coffea is the source of this 1601-nucleotide messenger RNA. Its product is annotated as neurotrimin-like. Bases 60 to 1508 code for a protein of 482 amino acids. Gene Ontology annotation, cellular component: plasma membrane; neuronal cell body; axon. The transcript has 8 exons. Gene Ontology annotation, molecular function: cell-cell adhesion mediator activity; axon guidance receptor activity. Gene Ontology annotation, biological process: homophilic cell-cell adhesion; dendrite self-avoidance; axon guidance. The record is from RefSeq and is a predicted model, not a curated record. NCBI's taxonomy places the organism in Eukaryota, Metazoa, Arthropoda, Insecta, Hymenoptera, Eulophidae.